CGCGGCCGCGCAGUAGCGGCCAUUUUGUUCGACUUAGGCGAGGCCAAGAAAGAAAAGGGGAAAAGAACCCGAUGGAAUGCCGGGAAAGGAGCAGAGGGCCUGCUGGGAAAUGUAGUUUUUUGCUUCCCUCUCGUAUUCCCCGUUGCUAUGGCUACAGGGAGGCCUAAGAGGACUGCAAGAUGGGGCCUGCGAAGAUAGAAGGAGGAAAAAAGAGGACAAUAAGCCCAGCUCAAGGUGGCAAGGAGGAGCACAGAUCCAGCAAGAAGGCACAAAGGGACAGAAUGACACGAUGGCUACCAAAGGAAUAUAUAAACUAGAUGAUGGGAACUGUUACCCAACUAACUGUUUUCCAGCCAGAAAUCUUUUGCGGCCCAGAUAUGACGAAGGGGUCGGUCACUGGCAGGUGGCACGCCAGACAGCAGAGCAAACCAAGAUUGAACUGCUCUUGGGAAAGAGGCCCACCCGGAUCACAUGGGAGGGGGCAGUGGUGCCAACAGGAGACCUCCGACAUCUGGAUGAGAAAACGCUUGAUGGCGCACAGCUAAUUGCAAUCCACCAUGUGAAAAGCCCUUCAGAUCUGUGCGCGGUGGAUGUCAGCGGCCGGAAUUUUUCUUCGGCGAAAGAAGAGGACUUUGAGCAGUUCACUUCUGUUGCCUAUAUCAGUGCCACAGAAAAUCUGCUGACCCUCGACGUUUUUCGUAAAUUCCCUCAGGUACGAGAACUGGAACUUUCCUUGAAUGGCCUGAGAAGUCUUAAAGUCAAUGCUGGGGACUUCCCUCACUUGGAGAUUUUGGACCUCUCCUACAACAACCUGUCUCCUGAGGAUGUCCAAGUCUUGGGGGUUUUGUCCCACCUUAAAGUUCUCCAUCUUACGGCCAAUGGGCUGAAUUCACUCCCUCUCGACCUGGCUGUCUCUGAAAGUGAGGGUUGCCAGAGAUUCCCAGCAUUGGAAGUCUUGCUCUUGGACGACAACUACCUUUCCCACCCAAAUGUCUUUGUCAGUCUAGCCAACCUGCAAAAAUUGAAGCAGUUAAAUCUGGACAGAAAUGGGAUCAAAGAGGUGCCAUAUCUCCAUCAUGUGGGCAAUUCCUGCUUUUCCAUCCAUCCACUGUCUGCAAAGUCAGGCAUCCGAGAAGGUUUGCGGAGCCGAAGAAAUGCUGGGAAACGGUUCCGUCAGGAUGGACCUCUGAAGCGGAGUGAGAUGCCAGAAUAUAUUGUUUUACAAAACAGCAAGGACCCAGACAGAACAGAGGUUGUCUUUCCAUUCUGGACACCAGAGCCAUCAAUACAGGAGCCUUCUCCUUCCCCAUACCCAGAUCCCAAGGUUUCCAGCGUCAAUGAUGACCCCGAAUUCACUCUUCCCUUGUCAGAGCUGAGGUUUCUCAGCCUUGCUAACAACCAGAUUGAACAUGAGGAGGACCUGUUAGCGGUGGCUCUCUUUCCGUCUCUGACAGAACUGACGUUCUACGGCAACCCUUUCACCACUUCGCGGAGCGGUGAUCCUCCUUUACUCACCAGUUUCCUUCAGAAUAAACUGGGGAUUAAACUGGUUCGGAAGAAGAUUCCCAAAUUGGAGAAGCCACGGCUUUUUAUACCCGUCAAAGCUAACCGGAAGGUGAAAUCACAGUUGCCCAAAGUCCGAAAACGCUCACCGAAGAUAGACUCUCUACUUGAAACCACCUUCUGGCAGCUGUGGACUGGUGCGGACCUAGAUCCCCACAAAUUAAGCCUUGGGCUAUCCCAGCCUCUUCCAUCCAUCAAGUCACUGGAGUAUGACCCCAAUCGACCAAUCCUCCUCACUCUUGCUCCAGAAGAGAGAUCCGCACCUUAUUCUCUGACCAGUUCUUUUACUGAUGAUGAUCUCUCUGCUUUACAGUCCUCAGCCAAUCAGAUACAGUCUGGAAGCAUCUCAGGACCCCUCUCUUCACUAGAUAACAUGCUGUUUCCGCCUAGCAGUGAGGCCCAGUCCUCACCAGAGCAGGGCCAACCUCGGCCUCUUUCGCUGCAUGGAUCACUUUUAGAGAAAGGGGAUCUGGGAGAUCUUCCACCAGGAGAGGAUCAGCCUGAAUCUGGCCCAUCAAUUGAAAAGGAUGUAUCUGAGAGCACUCCACCUACCUUGGCAAGGCAGGAUCAAAUGGAACCCAUUCUACCUCCUCCUUUGCCUCCACAAGAACAGGAUCUGUCUGAAACAGUCCCAACAUCCUUGCUAUGUAUGGCAGAGGAUGCUCUCUCUGCGACUCCCUCACCAUUAACUUGUGAAGAAGAGCAGCUACCAAUGGUUCCACCGCCGAACUCACCUUUGCCAGCAGAGUCUCUUUCAAAGCCCACUCCAUUGAUGGAACCUCCAGCAGAGGAGCAGGGUAUGUCUGAAUCUCCUCCACCAGUUGCAUCUCUCUCAGUGGAAGAGGAUCUGCCCAAGGCUUUCCCACCAAGUGGACCACCCAUGCUAGAAGAUGAUCAGCUGGAAUCUAUCCUACCUGCCAUCUCAAGUCUUAAACAACUGGAUUGGUUAGAAUGUGUCUCACCCAGUGGAUCACUCACAGGUGAUCUCUCUGGGACGCUCUUACCAGGUGCUGCUCCUGUUGGUGAUGAGCAGAUAGAACCAUAUCCCUCACAAAGCUCACUCUCACCAGCCGAAGACCUCUUGGAGCUUGACUCUCUAAUUAAUCUACUCACAGAGGAACCGGAUCUAGCCAAGCUGUUUCCACCUACUGGAUCAGCUCUGGAAGAAAAGGAUCAGCCAGAAUCUGUUCCAUUACCCAGCUCAUUUUUGGAAGAACAGAAAUUUUUGGAACCUGUUCCACCUAGUGGCUCUCUUGGAGGGGAAGAGAACUUGGUGGGGUCUCUUUUACCUGCUGUUGAACACGAUCUUUCAAAGGAACAGGAUCUCUCAGCAUCCCAAAACAUAAACCAGGAGCCUGAACCACAGAUGAGCAGAAUAUCUGUACCACAAGCAGAGGACUUUCAGCCAUCUGCACCAUCCCAACUGCAAAAGAUUUCAUCUGAUUUCCUUCUGGCUUCUCGGUCAUCAUCCAGAGAGCUUUAUCGGUUAUUUGCCGAAGCCCGCUUGGAAGCCAUGCCUAUAGGGCUCAGUGAUGAGUAUCCUAGCGACAUUUUUAGUAUUGACGAAGAAUUUCUGAAGGAAGAGAAGGCGGAUCACUUUUUCAUGACCCAGGUAGAUGAAGAGUCCAGUUCCCACUUGCAGCUUUCUGAGCAGCCGAGGGAAGGAAAGACAAGAAAACCAUGGAUUGUGCCUGAGAAAUACCAGGGUUACGAGGAGCUGCUCGGGGGGGACCCUGGGCCCGAUUUCGUGGAGCCAGUGGGAAUACAGCACAAUGUCCAAGCUCUGGAGAGGGCUCUCCGGUAUCCUCGGGUGUACCGCGAGUCCAAGGCCAGGCUGGAUAGUUUUCAGAAGCCAUACGUGCCAACACCAAAGAAGGUGUUGCGAGUCCCGGCCCGAAAGCCCCAAAAGACCAAAGCAGAGAAGUUGGAAGAAAUCCUUUUGGAAAUGAGAAACCCCACAAACAUCACACAUGUACCCUUAGUGUGCAUUCUGCGGAGGAGGAAGGACAACUGGCGCGAGUAUCGGAAGGCCUUAGAGCUGCUGAAGGAAUUCCAGAAAGAUUACAAAGCUGCCGUGGCUGUCUGCGACCAGGCUGAGAAGGCCAAGUCAGACAGUAAGAAGUAUGUAUCUGUGGACGUGAUGGACCAAAGCCAGAUCCUCAGAAGUCUUCCUGAGGUCCGGGCAAGCAGGCCACAGGUGCAGGAACCCCCGGCAGAAGAUGAACCGUGCAGUGUAGGCACUGAAGAGCUAUCAGUUCUAGAAGACUAGGAACUGUUACUGUCUGAAGAAACACCAGCAAGAGGUGGCCAUAUCUUCUAGAACCUUCUGAUACCCAGGGUGCCCACUUACAUGGUUCUUCCGUGGCUGUUCGAGCCAAAGGAUGAGCGGAGUUUAGUCUCAAUGAUUCAGCGCAGAGGUUGAAAAACAGUAAAGUUAGUGAAGUUUGAAGUGCAAUUUCUGCCUUGUGUGCCUUAAAUCCCUGCUUCAACUAAGGUGAAAUAAACUGAUACAUCAGUUCUAGGCUUCUGGUUUUAAGAAAGGGCUGUCUUAAGGCAUGCUUAUAUUUCCCUUUGACCAGUGUCCUAACAGAAGCAGCUCUGCAGAAUCAAUGGGAGGAAACCAUACUGAGAAACAGCUGUUAAUAAUUGAUCCGGGAAAUAGAAGACGUCAUCUGUUGAGAAGCCAUUAUUGGCAUCCUGAGGCUUCAGCCUUCCAAGCCACCACAUUUUCAGUGCCUUAGGGUAGGACAGUGGUGCCAGCUCUCCCUACCUUUUCGUGGAUUGGGUCUGUUAAGAGAUUUCCCUUUAAAGUUACCUCAAACCUGUGAAGUUGCUGCAGAACUCCUUUUGCUUGGCUGUUGUAUUCUCUCCAGUUAGGGAAUACGCACAGGCUCCUUUCCUUUAAAUGUUAAGCUGUGGGUGUAAACUCAUAAUUAAAUGUUAAUUUUUCAG
This is a messenger RNA of Sceloporus undulatus (fence lizard), 4515 nucleotides long. It is a transcript of the gene XRRA1, whose product is annotated as X-ray radiation resistance associated 1. The coding region runs from base 290 to 3832 and encodes 1180 amino acids. Gene Ontology annotation, cellular component: nucleus. Lineage: Eukaryota; Metazoa; Chordata; Lepidosauria; Squamata; Phrynosomatidae. The record is from RefSeq and is a predicted model, not a curated record. The transcript has 19 exons. Gene Ontology annotation, molecular function: protein binding.